AUGUGUCAUGACGCGGUUUCCCCAGCCUCCACUAGCGCCACACGCACCUUCACCACUCGUUACGUCCACCUCAAGACGCAAACACGCCAUGCCUCCGUGAAGUACCACAGAACCGGGCCUACGAUGGACGCGCCCUCAGCACAGUUGCACCUCGAAAUCCGCGAUGCCGUCGUCAAAGCGCUUGCGACACGCCGGCCCAUACUGCACCACCUGAACGCCGACACGAGCUGGCUGCUGCAGGUGCCGCGCCCGGCGAACGCGGUCAAGCAUGGGAGUCGCAUAUACUUUAAUAUCCUAAUCGAUCCGUGGUUUGUCGGUGGACAGUCGGAUGUGGCGAAAUGGUUCUCGCAGCAGUUCCAUGCGAUAGAGAGCGCGGUGCAGAGCGUCGCGGAAGUGGAUGAACUGGCGCGGCAGGUGGAGAUACUCGCUGGCGGCAUACGCUUGGGGAAGGCAAGGAGGAGCAAUGUCGCGGCGUCGGCAGAUCUCGAGACAUUUGUUGAUGCGGUCGCUGUCAGCCAUGAGUUCACGGAUCACUGCCACAAGGACACGCUGCUCGAGGUGCAUAGGGAUGUGCCUGUGUUUGCGACGGAGCAGGCAGCGAACCUCAUAUCCGGGUGGAAUCAUUUCAGGACCGUCAUCACCACCCCCACGUUCAAGGACGACGCGGAUUGGCACGACUACUCGCUUCCGCCGCUGCCGUCAUGGCUCAGCAUAUCGCGCCUGACCGCCUCCAAAGACGCCCUUUUCUACCAUUCGGCCCUCCUCAUCACCUUCGCAACACAUCCAUUCCUGUCCAACGCGACACCAAAGAAGCGCUCUUCUCUGUCCAUCUACGGCGACGGCGCAGAAGACCUGUCGAGCACCAACUCUGAAGCCGCCGAAUGCGUCAUCUACACCCCCCACGGCAUACCACAUACCGCACUCACACCCAUCGCGACCGCCGAUCCUCCGCUCCACACACUCGCCUUCUUACACGGGCUGCAUGACGUCGCGAUAGGCUCAGCGCAACAGCUCAACCUCGGCGCAAAGAACGGCCUCCUCGCGCAACGCAUACUCAAGGCGAAAUACUGGGUCGCAACACACGAUGAGGUGAAGAAGGGCGGCGGCUUCAUAUCCUGGUGGCUACGGCGCAAAGCUUGGACACUCGAAGAAGCAUUGAAUGAAGCAAGAGCCGAAUUGAGCAAGGAUGGCGAAGACACGCACAUGAACGGACACGGAGACGUAUUUGAAGACGUCCGAUUUCAGGACAUGUCCAACGGGGAGAGUCGGAUUCUGGAAUAA
Molecule: messenger RNA, 1281 nt
Organism: Parastagonospora nodorum SN15
Lineage: Eukaryota; Fungi; Ascomycota; Dothideomycetes; Pleosporales; Phaeosphaeriaceae
Exons: 1
Coding region: 1-1281 (426 amino acids)
Source: RefSeq, a predicted model, not a curated record